GAAGACAGAUAAGUCAGCCGACAACUUUGGAGGUCGGCAGCUGUCGGCCGGUGACCGGGGAGUUGAAAGCGGGAACGAUAGAAAUACAUGUGCUCGCUCUCUCCUUUCACUCCAUUCUCCAUAUAACAAUAAUAAACAAUCAUACGGUUUCAUUAUUACAUUAUUAUAUUAUUACAUCUUCUUCAUUUCAAUCCCAACUUCUAUUUCCAACAGUUUGGCUUGGCCCCUAAUUAGUUAUGCGUCAGUUUCGUAUCUGAUGAACCCAAAAAUGAUUAGCGGUUUCGUUGAUUUCUGUUCCAGUAUCCGUUUGAUGAAGCAUCGUUGGAUAAUUGUUGGUUAAAUUACAGGUGAUUUGAACUUUUGUGCUGGUUAAUGUAAAUGAUGGACAAUUCGGAGAUUGAAGAGAAUUUGUUUGCACUUGGUGAACCAAAGUUACAUGGAGGAAUGUGUUCAUCACUUUCUUUGAUCUAUGCCAAAGUGUUGACUAUUUUCCCCGACCUAGAAGCCGCGAGGCCUCGGAGUACUACAGGAAUUCAGGCGCUAUGUUCGUUGCAUAUAGCCCUAGAAAAGGCGAAAACGCUUCUUCAGCAUUGUGCGGAAUGCAGUAAACUUUACCUGGCUAUAACGGGAGAUUCGGUUGUUAUGAAAUUUGAAAAGGCGAAAUCUGCUCUGGAAGAUAGUCUUAGACGGGUUGAAGAUAUAGUCCCACAAACUAUUGGUUCUCAGAUUGCGGAUAUUAUAGCUGAACUCAAGGGAAUAGAAUUUUCACUUGAUCCGUCAGAGAAACAAAUAGGCGAUGAGAUAAUCGGGUUACUACAAGAAGGAAGAAAUCUCAACAGCAGCUGUGAAAACGGCGAGUUAGAAACUUUUCACCAAGCAGCAACAAAACUCGGUAUCAAUUCUUCAAGGGGAGCUCUUCGAGAACGAAGAGCACUAAAAAAAGUCCUAGAAAAAUCUAGAAUCGAAGACGACAAACGAAAAGAAUCCAUCGUAGCUUAUCUUUUACAUUUAAUGAAAAAAUACUCGAAAUUAUUCCGAAGCGAUUUCUCAGACGACAACGAUUCACAAAGUGGUUCAACCCCUUGUUCACCAACAGUUCACGGGUCUUUUGAAAACGUGUUUGACCGUCAGCUAUCGAAAAUCCAUGGGUUUGACCGUCAGCUAUCGAAAAUGAGUUCGUUUAACUUUAAACCGAACUUUAGAAGAUCCGGGCAGAUGCCGGUCCCACCUGACGAACUUAGGUGCCCGAUAUCGUUACAGCUUAUGUACGAUCCAGUCAUCAUUGCAUCCGGGCAGACAUACGAGAGGAUCUGUAUUGAAAAAUGGUUUGAAAACGGGCAUAACACCUGCCCGAAGACGCAUCAAACCUUGGCUCAUCUUUGUUUGACUCCUAAUUAUUGUGUGAAGGGUUUAGUUGCAAAUUGGUGUGAACAAAAUGGAAUAUUGGUUCCUGAAGGUCCACCGGAUUCCCUAGACGACAACUACUGGAACAUAUCUUUGACCGAGAGCGAGCCAACUAGUUCUAGAUUCGUUGAAAGUAUCGGUUCCUGCAAGUACGAGAAAGAAGGCGAUGAACUCGAAGUUGUGCCAGAGGAUGAAGGUAGCACGUUCGACACAUAUGAGGGUUUGUUGGCCAGUUUGACCAUGGAAAAUAAGAGAAUUAAAGCUGUAGAGAAAAUACGGCUUUUGACGAAGGAUGAUGAAGAGGCUCGGAUAUUUAUGGGUGCAAAUGGUUUCGUUGAAGCUUUGUUACAGUUUUUUGAGUCCACUGUGCGUGAAAGAAACCUUGUUGCGCAAGAAAGUGUAGCCAUGGCUCUUUUCAAUCUCUCGGUUAAUAACAACAGGAACAAAGAAACAAUGUUAGCCGCAGGAGUACUUCCUUUACUCGUUAACAUGAUCGGAAAUUCGGGUUCACCAGGGGCGGUUGCAGCCCUCUGCUUAAAUCUUUCCAGUUUAGAACAAGCGAAGGCCGUUAUCGGUUUAAGUGAGGCGGUCCCUUUCUUGAUCCGGGUUCUAAACGAUACUGUGGACCCGACAUGUAAAUCUGACGCACUUAUCGCGCUCUACCAUCUUUCAACUUUACAUUCGAACAUCCCUCGGCUCGUGUCGUUGAACAUCCUGGAUGCUCUUCAGCCACUCAUAGAUGAUGACACGUGGACCGAGAAAGUGCUUGCCAUCUUGAGCAACAUGGUUAACUUAGCGAGAGACGAGAUCGUAUCAACUCAUGGUUUGGUGAGCGGGCUUUCGUCAGCUCUUGAUAUGAACGAGCCAAAUGUUCAGGAGCAAGCUGCGGCUUGCUUGUUGACUAUGUGCACGGGAAAUGAAACGUGCAUUCAGAUGGUUCUCCAAGAAGGGGUUAUACCUUCUUUAGUAUCGGUUUCGGCUAAUGGGAGUGCUAGAGGGAAACAGAAGGCUCAGAAGUUGUUGCUGUUGUUUAGAGAGCAACGGCAUCAGGACCCACCCGUGGUUCAGGAUAGCGGUCCACAGCAAUCAUGUGAGAUAGGUGUUGGUCCCGUUAAUGAAGAAGUGCGGCCGUUAACCAAACAGGUGUCUAAGAGAAAACUGGGAAGGGGUUGGAGUUCUUUGUGGAGAAACAAGAGUUUUUUGGUGCACCAGUGUUGAGCCCUUGAGUCUAAUGGUUAGGUGAAUUGGUGCACCACCUGUUGACUCGGACUUGUGUAUAGCUUUAUCGGUUGUUUUGGCACUUGGUAUAAAGUUGUAAAUUCUCUUAAGCUAUUUCUGUUUUCUGCUAA
Helianthus annuus (common sunflower) is the source of this 2753-nucleotide messenger RNA. RefSeq names its product U-box domain-containing protein 45. The record is from RefSeq and is a predicted model, not a curated record. Gene Ontology annotation, biological process: protein ubiquitination. Lineage: Eukaryota; Viridiplantae; Streptophyta; Magnoliopsida; Asterales; Asteraceae. Bases 379 to 2622 code for a protein of 747 amino acids. Gene Ontology annotation, cellular component: nucleus; cytoplasm. Gene Ontology annotation, molecular function: protein binding; ubiquitin-protein transferase activity. The transcript has 6 exons.